AUGGCUUCAAUUCGUAAGAAGCUGGUAAUAGUUGGUGAUGGUGCUUGUGGUAAAACUUGCUUACUCAUCGUGUUUAGCAAAGAUCAAUUCCCAGAAGUUUACGUCCCAACUGUUUUUGAAAACUAUGUGGCUGAUAUUGAAGUAGACUCUAAACAGGUUGAGCUUGCUUUGUGGGAUACAGCUGGUCAAGAAGAUUACGACAGACUUCGUCCACUUUCCUACCCCGAUACUGAUGUUAUUCUUAUGUGUUUCUCAAUCGACAGUCCAGAUUCACUUGAGAACAUUCCCGAAAAAUGGACCCCUGAAGUAAGGCAUUUUUGCCCAAGUGUUCCAAUCAUUUUGGUUGGAAACAAAAAAGAUCUUCGUAACGACAGUUCAACAAUAAAAGAACUUGCUAAAAUGAAACAAUCUGCCGUUAGUAACGAAGAUGGAAUGGCGAUGGCAGAGAAGAUUGGCGCUUACGGAUAUAUGGAAUGUUCAGCGCGCACCAAAGAAGGUGUUCGGGAAGUGUUUGAGCUUGCAACUAAAGCAGCUUUACAAACCAAGAAAAGAAAGAAAAAGAGUGGAUGUGAAGUCUUGUAAAGAAAUUUUAACUGGAGUCUAGCAAUUGACUUAACAUUGGACGCAUGCUUUCAUACUCCCCAACAAAUUAAUAUUUACAAUGUUGGAAACGUAUUCUGCAUGACUUGAACUCAAUUACUCAAACAGAUGGCAGGAUUUCUACACA
Molecule: messenger RNA, 727 nt
Organism: Ciona intestinalis (vase tunicate)
Lineage: Eukaryota; Metazoa; Chordata; Ascidiacea; Phlebobranchia; Cionidae
Source: RefSeq